AGCCAUUAAGAAGUCAAUGCAGUAUCACAUUUACAUUAUUUUAAAUACCCCUGAUACCGAAACAAUCCUAAAGGGGAAGACAACAUGCAGAUCACAUACACUGCAAAAUAUGCACAGUUCUUCUGCGUCGUGCUCUCAUUAUACAUUGCUCGCCACGCAGCGAUAGAUUUUUAUAUCUGCGACACCAAUAACCAUACAAGUCCUCAUUUCAAGAGUAAUAUGAAUAUAGUUCUUAAUACUCUUGUCAACAAUACAUUAAUAUCAAACGGUUUCAAUACAUCUGCCUCCGGUCAAAGUCCAGACAGAGUUUAUGGUCUCCUCCAGUGUUGGAGAGAUGCAAGCGUGGAGGAAUGCCUCACCUGUUCGCAAGAGGCAAAUAGCAGCGUUCGCCGGCUUUGCGGAAAUACCCUAGGUGGUAGAACAUGGCUAAACAAGUGCUUCAUACGCUUCGAGAAUUUUUCCUUCUUCGGAAUACUUGAUACAAACUCAAGUAUUGGCUACAGCACAGCUACGGUCACAGAUGAGCCUGAUGUGUUUCGUAAGGCAGUUAGGGAGCUUUUCAUAAAAAAUAGAGAUGAAGCGGUUCGAUCCCCAAUUAGAUAUUCUUCGGGAUUAAAUACUUCUACAUCCUAUCCAAUAUACAGUAUGGUUCAGUGUUGGAGCGAUUUAACCUCUGUUGAGGACUGCAGAAAAUGCUUGACAAGUGCAACUCGGGCUCUGUUAGAUGUGACCUUUAGGGGGAAUGAUACUUUUCAGGGAGGAGGGGUCGGCUCCGGAAGUUGCUAUGCUCGUUUCGAAACGUACCCAUUCAUCAAUCCUGCCGCUCCAUCGCCGUCUCCACUCCAACCGCUUUCUCCACAACCAAUUCAGCGGCCACCAUCGUCACUUCCACCUCCGAAAAAUUCUUCAGACAAUAAAGGUUUAGUUCUGGGCAUUGUGAGCGGCUUGUUGGUGAUAUUCCUGUUAUGCCUGUUUUCAGUCCGAAGAAAACUAAGAUCUGCAGGAUUAUGGAUUCGAGCCCUCUUGAGAAAAGAGAACCUAGAUAGCGAGGUAGACUCAGCGAUCGGCGAGGAGCAUGAGAUAAUCUUUAACUUGGAAAAUAUCAAGAUUGCAACUAGAAAUUUCCAUGGCGACAACAAGCUUGGAGAGGGAGGAUUUGGCUCUGUAUACAAGGGCACAAUGCCAGAUGGACUACAAAUCGCAGUAAAGAAACUUUCUGUACAGUCAACGCAAGGGAAAGAACAGUUUCUAAAUGAGGUUAAAUUGGUGGCCAAAAUUCAACAUCGUAACCUUGUGAAGUUGCUUGGAUGUUGUGCAGAGGGAAAGGAAAGAUUGCUUGUUUACGAGCACAUGGUUAAUAAGAGUCUUGACAAAAUACUGUUUCAUCCGCAGCGGAGCGAAGAGCUCGAUUGGCCAAAGCGUUUGAAUAUCAUACUCGGAGUAGCUCGUGGGCUUCUAUAUCUGCAUGAAGAUUCUCAUCUACGAAUUAUUCAUCGGGAUAUCAAAGCAAGCAAUAUUUUGCUUGAUGAGAAAAUGGAGCCAAAGAUAUCAGAUUUUGGCUUAGCAAGAUUGAUUCGUCAAGAUGAGAGUCAUGUUGAGACGAGGCUUGCAGGAACAUACGGUUAUAUGGCACCCGAAUAUGCUAUGUUAGGUCAACUAUCUUGUAAAGCUGAUGUGUAUAGCUUUGGGGUUGUUAUUUUGGAAAUUAUAUGUGGAAGAAAGAAUACUGACAAUAGAUUGACUCCCAAAUUUCAAAGCUUGCUAGAAUGGGUAUGGACAUCUUACAAGCGAGGAAAUAUUACGGAAGUGAUUGACAAAGAAAUAAUCGAAAGCUUCUCUAGUGAGCAACUUUUAAGAUGCAUUCAUGUGGGUCUUUUGUGUACACAAGUAGAUGCAUUAGUUCGCCCCUCAAUGACUAGUGUACAUGCCAUGCUUUCUAACUCUUCACUGAACAACUUAGAAAAUCUCAUAAAUCCUCCUUUUGUCAUUGUUGCACAAAAUGCUAUUCCAUCAUCUAUAUCUACAUCAACUACUUCAUUAGCCACUCCCUUGGUCUAUCCAUCUAUUAAUGAUGCAACAAUAACAGAUUGGGGUGCUAGAUAAUCCCAUUAUUUAUUUAUACUAUAGAAUAAUAGUAAAUUUAAUAUUAACUACAUAAUGCCUUUUGCAAUGUUAAACU
Messenger RNA from Cryptomeria japonica (Japanese cedar), 2179 nucleotides. RefSeq names its product cysteine-rich receptor-like protein kinase 44. Gene Ontology annotation, molecular function: ATP binding; protein kinase activity. The transcript has 7 exons. Gene Ontology annotation, biological process: protein phosphorylation. The record is from RefSeq and is a predicted model, not a curated record. NCBI's taxonomy places the organism in Eukaryota, Viridiplantae, Streptophyta, Pinopsida, Cupressales, Cupressaceae. Bases 85 to 2103 code for a protein of 672 amino acids.